Molecule: messenger RNA, 1248 nt
Organism: Synchiropus splendidus (mandarinfish)
Lineage: Eukaryota; Metazoa; Chordata; Actinopteri; Syngnathiformes; Callionymidae
Gene: trhr2
Product: thyrotropin releasing hormone receptor 2
Exons: 5
Coding region: 1-1209 (402 amino acids)
Biological process (GO): phospholipase C-activating G protein-coupled receptor signaling pathway
Cellular component (GO): membrane
Molecular function (GO): thyrotropin-releasing hormone receptor activity
Source: RefSeq, a predicted model, not a curated record
AUGGAGGCCAACCAGAGCGGGCGGCUGGACACGCCCGCCGGCGUCUCCCUGGAGUACAAGGCGGUGUCGGUGCUGCUGGUGCUGCUGGUGUGCGGCGUGGGCAUCGUGGGCAACAUCAUGGUGGUGCUGGUGGUGCUGAGCGCCCGCCACAUGCGGAGCCCCACUAACUGCUACCUGGUGAGCCUGGCCUGCGCCGACCUGACCGUGCUGCUGGCGGCGGGACUCCCCAACAUCUGGGACAGCCUGACAGGCGCCUGGGUCUUCGGCCACGCCGGCUGCCUCGCCAUCACCUACCUGCAGUACCUGGGCAUCAACGUGUCGUCCUGCUCCAUCACGGCCUUCACCGUGGAGAGGUACAUGGCCAUCUGCCACCCCAUCAGGGCUCAGACCGUCUGCACGGUGUCGCGGGCCCAGAGGAUCAUCGCCGGAGUCUGGAUCUUCACCUGCGUCUACUGCGUCAUGUGGUUCUUCCUGGUCGACAUCCAGGUGAGUCCGGAGGGACUGGUGCAGUGCGGCUACAAGGUGAAGCGCGAGCUCUACCUGCCCAUCUACCUGAUGGACUUCACCCUCUUCUACGUGACGCCGCUGGUGCUGGCCGUCGUGCUGUACGGCCUGAUGGCCCGAGUCGUCUACCUCAGCCCCCUGCCCACCACGCUGCGCCGAAGCUGCAGAGAGGGGGAGCAGCCGGGCCGGCCCAAGGGCGCCCUCUCCUCCAGGAAGCAGGUGACCCAGAUGCUGGCGGUGGUGGUGGUCCUGUUCGCCCUGCUGUGGAUGCCGUACAGAACCUUGGUUCUGAUCAACUCCUUCGUGGCCACGCCGUACCUGGACGCCUGGUUCCUGCUCUUCUGCCGGACCUGCAUCUACGCCAACAGCGCCAUCAACCCGCUCAUCUACAACGCCAUGUCGCAGAAGUUCCGCCUGGCGUUCCGAGGUCUGUACCGCUGCCGGCCACCAGGGGGCCACCAGGCCCGCGACCCGCGGCCCCUCCGGAGCAGCAAGGUGGAGGAACGUGCCGGAGCAGCGAUGGAGAGCCACGGCGCUGAAGGGACCUUGAAGCUGAGCAGCAGCAGCGACGCAGCGUCCGGAAACAAGAGCGACAACCCCUGUGGACACGGUCUGGAGCUGGAGAGGCGGCGCACCCUGCUGGAGAGCAGCCUCCACUGGCAGGACACGGACUCCCGCUGUGGUCCUGCUCCACAAGGUGUCUGAUGGACCGGGUCCUGCCGGGCGGCGUCUUCAUCAACGUCC